Messenger RNA from Ipomoea nil (Japanese morning glory), 1728 nucleotides. RefSeq lists its product as uncharacterized. Gene Ontology annotation, cellular component: nucleus. Gene Ontology annotation, biological process: regulation of flower development. Bases 291 to 1514 code for a protein of 407 amino acids. The record is from RefSeq and is a predicted model, not a curated record. Lineage: Eukaryota; Viridiplantae; Streptophyta; Magnoliopsida; Solanales; Convolvulaceae. The transcript is spliced from 4 exons. Gene Ontology annotation, molecular function: protein binding.
AGACUCCUUUUCCGCCAAGCACACCCACCCAACUCUCCUCCUCCUAAACCUUCCCUCCUUUUUCUCACAUCAAAACAGCCUAUUUUCUUGCAUGGAGCCUUCCCUUCCACUCACCAUCAACGCUACCAUUAAGCUAGGUAAGACAACCUACGACGACUUUCUGCUUAUUUCCUUGUCUCUCAUCCUCGGAAGCGUAGUCGCCAAGUCUUUUACAUCAUAAAACCUAGCUUUCCCCUCACCAUAUUUCUCCCAUUCACAAUCUAAACGACGACGACAACAACAACAACAACAUGGGAUAUCAUCAUCUUCCUCAGGAGCAUCAUCAUCAUCAGCUUCCCAUGGAGGAGAUUACAAGCCCCUUAAGUACUGCACAACUUCUUGAGUUUUGUGAGUCGGAGCUGUUCCCGGAGACGGCGGUGCAAAUUUCCGAGGUGGGUUCCAGCUCCAAUUGUUGUUACGAGGAACAUUCGUCGCAUUCCACGGGUCUUUCCGCCCACACUCAAGACAUGAGUAAGUUCACCGGCGGAGCUGAAAAGAACGACGAAAUCGCCACUAACGCGGCGGCGGUGGGGAUUAACGAACCGGCCAACGGCGGCGGCGCUGCCAACAAUAAUAACAACUUGUCCGUCUUUUUUGACCCGCAAGAAGACGACAUUUCGCGUACUAUAGACUUUAUCCCCGACGACGUCGACUUCUCCAUCCCGCCGCAGUUCCUCCUCGACGGCCAGUUCGACUUCUCGCUGCUCAACGGCCAGGGCCCCGUCCCGGGCGGCCAGUACCCGCCGGAGCAGCUCAUUCCGCCACCCCUGCCUCAACAACCGUACGAGGAAGAAUGCUUGCCGUCUGUUCCUUCUUACAUGCCGUCCUGUUCAAUCCUCGACCCCACCACCAUCGGAAACUACCUCCCCGCUGAAAAUUCCGGCAUCUUCACCGGCGCCGCCAUGUUUCAGCCUCAAGAACUGGACUUUCAAGUAGACAAUGGCAGACUUUUUUGCCCUGACACCAUCUCACGGGCUUACAACUUCUCCAAUGACCUUCAGGCAGUAAGCAGUGAAAGCCAACACCUCAGCACUUCGACGCCAUUGGCAUCAGAGAUCACAAGCUUAGAGGAUUCCACCUUCAAAGUGGGAAAGCUUUCUGUUGAGCAAAGGAAGGAGAAGAUCCAUAGGUACUUGAAGAAAAGGAAUGAGAGGAAUUUCAGUAAGAAGAUCAAGUAUGCGUGCCGGAAAACUCUGGCGGACAGCCGGCCACGGGUGAGGGGAAGAUUUGCGAAAAACGAUGAAAGAGGCGGCGGCGGCCAUGGCACGCCGGAGGAGGAAACCAUUACUGAAGAUGUUAGAAUGAGUCUCCUCUACGAUCCAAAUCAGGCGGCGGCGCUGCAGCAGGCUCACAACGGCGGCGGCGGCGGCGGCGGCCGGAUUUUCGCCGCCAAUUGUCUGCCGCCGCCCGCCAAUCCUUACGAGAUGUGCACCACUACUUUGUACUGCACGGACAGCCAGAUGCGUUCAAGAUGAUCCAGAAAUGUCCGCCGCCGGCCGGCGGGCAAGUGCCGAUGAUCCUCCGGGAGAAUUCAAGAACCAGGAAGAAACGAUUAAGAUUGUUUUUUUAUGGAAAUUUUGAAUUGUAUUCGAUCUUUACACCUUUUUUCAACGUUUUUUUUUGUCGGAUUUGGGAUCAUAUGUAUAUAUACGAUGGAUGAUCAAUCAGGCAGCUUGCAUGGUUUUCUUA